Molecule: messenger RNA, 735 nt
Organism: Mauremys mutica (yellowpond turtle)
Lineage: Eukaryota; Metazoa; Chordata; Testudines; Geoemydidae
Product: C-type lectin domain family 2 member L-like
Exons: 4
Source: RefSeq, a predicted model, not a curated record
AGAAGUGAAAGUGAAAGUAGGUAAGAGAAGCGUGUGCUGGGUCCCGGGGAGCUGCUCGGUGGCGGGGGCGCUUCGCCAUGGGGGGAGAUGCAGAGCCUCGCAGGGCAGAUCGGGAGCAAAUGGUCCCUCCGGCCUCCGCCCCGCGGGGAGAGGUCGCAGCGGAGGAGGAGGCGCGGCCGGCACCGUCGAGCCAAGUCAGAGUCAGACCUGAGGGAUGUAGCCCCGCUCCCGGCUGGGGCCCAGCUAGCCCUGGGCGGCGCUUGGCCUGCGGAUCCCUCCAGUAAAGGGGGCUCAGCACGGCACUGCCUGGUGCAGAUGGAUACCAGGGACCGCGAUCCGGAGCCGGAACAAGGCGCAGGAGGGGAAGCGGAGCAGUUCCUGGAGUCAGGGCCGGGAGCCGGGACCCUAAAGGCCAGCUGGAUAGAGGCCACGUGGGGCCUCUGCUUACACCUCUGGUUCUGGAGACGAGUUGCUGGAAUUUUGAUUGCCGUUCCUGUGAUUUUACUCUUGAUCUGGUUUAGCUGGAGUUCUCCAAUAUUGCCUCACCUGGAGCUGUGCCGUGAUGACUGGCUAUACUACAGAAAGAAAUGUUAUUACCUCUCAGAAGAUCAAGCAGACCGGGACUCCAGUCAGCGCUUCUGCUCUGCACAUGGGGCUUCUCUUGCUGUGAUUGAAAGCCAACAAGAAAUGAAUUUCAUAAUGAAUCAAAUGCACACAAGAGACUCUUGGAUUGGA